AUGAAUGAUGAUGAUGAUUUGAUAAUAGACAAUUCAACAGUGUUUUUUUCAAUAUGGCGUAAUAAAGUUUUAAAAACACAAAUAAUAGAAUCAAUAAAAAGUAUCAGUCAAUAUAAAAAAUCAUUGUUAGAAACAGAUUUAUCAUUAUCAUAUAUCAGAAAAUAUAAUCACAUAUUCAAUGUUAGAUGGAUGGUUAGCUUUGGGCAUCUUGGUUUAUUAAAAGAGAAAUUACAAAGAAAUGAGGUUUUGUUUUUAGAUUCAGAGGCAUGCUGCUAUAGUAUAGUUUCAAAGGUUCAAGAUAAAGAAACAUUCGAAAUGAUCUUUGAACGAUACAGGGACGAGUUUCGAAAUUAUCAAGAGUCUUUAAUUGCAAUUGCAAUUAAACAAGGCAAUUUAUCCGCUAUACAAGUACUGAUAAAAGAUCCAGAGUUCGAAAACGAUAAUAGUAUUAAAAUGAUUGAUCUAGCAAUCAUGUCUGGUAAAGUUGAAACAUUAGAGUUUGUUCUCGAGUAUUUAAAGAAAAAAGAAACACAAGCCGAUCAACAAGCUUCAAUUGAAGCUAAUUUUACAAGGAAGGAUCUAAUUAGAAACAUAUUUUCAUGCCCAAUCAAGCUAUUACCAUCAAUGGUAGACUGUAUAUUUGAUACAAAUGGUAUUAUGUCAUCUCUAAAUAUUAGUAUUGAAGAGUUAAAAUCAAAUGUUUUCAAAUCCCAAUUUACCGACAUCUUUAGUUUAUUACCAUUCAAAUAUCUGAAAUUCUUUCUAGAGAAUGGAAUAGUCCCAUAUAACGAGACCCAAUUUAUUAGUGCCAUAAAUGGAUUCACACCAUUCACCAACGAAAUCAAUCCAAAUUCUUUUUUAGAGUAUUUAAAAAAAUUCGUAUUUGUAUUCUCAAAUUAUUUUAGGAAUUCAACUCAAGAGUUUUUAGAUUCAUCGAAAGAAGCUUUAGAUCAUAUAGAAGAAUUGGUAACGGUAUUGAAAAGUGGUAAUAUAAAUGAAAUUGAAGAAUUACUUACAAUAGUAGACUAUUGUAAACCCGAGGUAUUUGCCUUGAAGCAACGAGAAAAAAGUGAUCCAUCCCUCUUAGAAAAAAAAAAUUGGAAUAGUGCAAAGAUACUUGGUAGUAGCAGAUUAUUAUCAAAAGCUAAUGAAAUAAAGAGAGAAGAUGGUGGCAAUUCAAAUACUAUGGAGAUAGCUAUCAGUGGAUCAAUCAUUACAAUUGGUGAAGUUAAAGUACUAGGUGAGCAUGAUGGUAUUACAAUAGAAAACAGGGUAUUAAAUAAAAUAAUCAAUCUAUAUAUGUAUAAAUUCUUCUAUCCAUUGUCAGAACUAUUUCAAUUUAGUAAAAGAGAAAUCACUGUCAAUAAGUUUGCAGUCUUCAGAAAAGAUUUAAAUAUUCUUACAGAGGCCGAGACGUCAUUUCCUAGAUUUCAAAAUAUUCAACUCAAAUACAUCGGGUUUAAAGAUAUUUUCGCAUAUUCUUUAGAGGCUGCAGAUUUUGGUAUAUUACACUCCAUCGGUCAACUUUAUAAAACCCACCCAACUCUUAUUUUAGAUCAUACAAGUGUCUUCACUUUACCAUUCGAAUUUCAAAUUUUCAAAUAUUGUCAAGAUUUAGAAAAACAAAAGAAUUUCAUCCUAUUAUUAAUCAAACUCAAAAAAUCAUUUUUAUCCCAAUUCCAGUAUUCAAAUUUAUUUUGUUGGUUAUCUAAUUUACCACAUAAACAAUCAAUUACUCUUAUGAAUUUCCUCAGAGAUUCACUUUUAAUUCAACCAAUAAAUAUAAAUUUAGAGCAUGAAACAAAUCAAAAUUUGUCUGUUGGUUAUAAAGCAGUUUUAAACAAUAGUUUCAAUUUGUGCGAAUAUGUGGUUAUCAACAGAGAUUACUUUGAACUUUUGGAUUGCGCAUUUACCAAAGCAAUUUUUCAUUUACGAUACAAUAUUGUUAAACUAUUUAUAGAUGCUGGUGUCCCAUUUCCUGCUUCUGCCGAUUCAUCUGCUGUAAGAAGUAAAAGUUUAAAAAUGCUUACCCUUAUUAUUGAUGGUGGUUACCCAAUCUCUAAAGAAGCAAUCACCAUAACCGCAACAGAUCAUAUGGUAGAUCAAUUUAGAUUUUUGGUUAAUAAAUACGCAAUUCAAAAAGAUAAAGCUGUCAAUUUACUUUUCGAAUUAUCACAUAGUAGAAAAUUUAUAAAUUUAUUAGCAGAACAAUUUCCAAACGAUUUUCAAAAUGGGGUAUUUGGCGAUCCAAAUGAUAUAAAAGGAGAUAUGCGUGUUCAAUUAAAUACAACACAAUUACUUCGUCAAGAGAAAUUUAACGAUAUCUAUUCCUACAUACAAAGCCUCACUGAACAAAAUAAUAUAAAGGAAAAGGCUUUUCGGUCUGUUGUGUUUGAAAGUUUAGAAAACUAUCAAUUCGACUGUUUCUUUCAUCUAAUUAGUGUAUGUUUUUCAAGAAACUUCAUCGACGACAAACCUCAUUUAAAAAACGAACUAUUGUAUCAUUUAGCAAAGAAUAAUCACUACUACAUCUUAAACUAUUUUUUUAAAGAACUAGAGUUCAAAUUUACAAGUUACGAUUUCACCACGUUAAUAUCAGGUAUCGACUUAGACUGCACUUAUCUUUCAAAAGAAGUUUUACUAUUACUAUUUCAAAGUGUAAAUGACUAUACUUCAAACAUAGGAAUCAUUAGCUCCGAACUUUAUUUCUUAUUAGUUAAAUCAAUCGAGAACAAUCGUUUUAGCUUAUUCAAGUUUUUAAAUGAAAGCUUUUUUAAAUUUAUCAAAGAAAACUUACCUCCAUUAAUUUUAGAAAAGAUGACCACCUCUUCAAACCCUCAGUUUAAUAAAUAUAUAGAUAAUCAAUCACCAACGAACUAUCCAAUAAUUGUUCCCCAAAUGAUUGGAUAUAGCGAAAAUAUAAAAGAUAAACCAAAACCAAAAGAUAAAUAA
Molecule: messenger RNA, 2952 nt
Organism: Dictyostelium purpureum
Lineage: Eukaryota; Evosea; Eumycetozoa; Dictyosteliales; Dictyosteliaceae
Exons: 2
Coding region: 1-2952 (983 amino acids)
Source: RefSeq, a predicted model, not a curated record